GGCGACACGUGUGAGUGGGUGCUGAGCAUGUUUGGGAUCACAGCAGCGGACCUGGCAGCACUGAACCCAGACCUCAACUGCACGCAGCUCGUGCCCGGCCAACAGCUGUGCAUGGAUCAGGGCACACCGCUGCCGCUGUCCUGCACGAGCUACUACACGGUCAAUCCGGGGGAGACAUGCAACGACGUGAUGGUCAAGGCGCAACCGCCGCUCACAGCGCUGCAGCUCUACUCCUACAACCCCGGAAUCAUCUGCUCCGCUGACUCCUCCCAGCGCCUUGUCGGUCAGCAG
Closterium sp. Naga37s-1 is the source of this 291-nucleotide messenger RNA. NCBI's taxonomy places the organism in Eukaryota, Viridiplantae, Streptophyta, Zygnematophyceae, Desmidiales, Closteriaceae. The record is from the annotation of a GenBank genome assembly.